AUGGACGUUGAUAUAUCAGACAUCCUCGCUUCUGUAUCAGCGCCGGCAAUACCACAGCGAACUCUCGAUUUGCAAGCACUGACCCGAGCAUGGAUCAACGAGCGAAGUUCGCCAGAACUACUACCAUAUCCCACCGCCUUGAUCGAGAGAUGCACAAAUGCAGUAAAGAGCCAGGUCAGCAGCAGAAAGAGUGGCUGAUCCGGACAAGUAUUGAAGGAAGCCACAGAUUGAAAUCAUAGAGGACAUGAGCGGCGCCAUGGAUCCUGCUUCCAAUUUCACCUUGGUCAUACUUCAGACGGAACUGGAGAGAGUCAAGUUUCUGCUGAGAUCCUUCUUGCGAGCGCGGAUAGCAAAGGUAGAGAUCACAUAUCGGUGGGUACCGGCAUUGUUGCUGAAGUGCUACAUGGCAGAUCGAUAAAUACCCAAUCCACUACCGCGACCAUCCAGGGUCAGAAGACCAGCCCACUCUCUCACCUCUUGAGUCUCGAUACCUGGAGUCUCACUCAGCCCUGCUAUCCUCACACUACCAUUCCUCCUUCCUCUCGCAAUUCCCAACACAACUACAAAAGCUCGAUGACACAGGCGGGGGCAUCAGUAUGGUCGACAAACCCGAUGAAGACACAGCUGUCUUCUGCCGGGUGCUGCGAGAUGGCUACGCUCUAAGGCCAGUGGACGACGAUAUCGAACUCAAGAGAGGGGAUGUAUGGGUGCUGCGUUGGAGUGCUGUGAAGGAAAGCGUGCGUAAGGGAGAUGUUGAGCUGAUAUGA
Messenger RNA from Lecanosticta acicola, 767 nucleotides. The record is from the annotation of a GenBank genome assembly. Lineage: Eukaryota; Fungi; Ascomycota; Dothideomycetes; Mycosphaerellales; Mycosphaerellaceae.